Mycotypha africana is the source of this 405-nucleotide messenger RNA. RefSeq lists its product as uncharacterized. The record is from RefSeq and is a predicted model, not a curated record. Bases 1 to 405 code for a protein of 134 amino acids. The transcript is spliced from 3 exons. NCBI's taxonomy places the organism in Eukaryota, Fungi, Mucoromycota, Mucoromycetes, Mucorales, Mycotyphaceae.
AUGCCGCCCACUCAGAAGUCCACUUUAUGGCACGCACUUAUUGUAAAUGAACGCAUAUUUUUAUUAACCCUUUCUGCUGCUUCUAAUGUCUCAUGGAAAGGCAAUGUCCCUAAUGAAGCGUCUUUGAAUCGUCUAUUAUUGGUAGAAAAGCCAAAAGAAAAGAUGAAGCAGUCCGAGGAUAACGUGGCCGUUAUCAAAUGUAUUGGUGCUUAUCCCACUGCUACUGUUGUUAAGGUGAUCAAGCAUUCAUUAAAGCAAUUCAAUAUCCAUAAGAUUUUACGCGGCAUUGUUUGUACUUUUCUGAGGGAUGAACGCAAAUUUUCGGUUGAAAAACGAUUAUCUGCUUUACUGAAAGUAGCAAUCCAGCAAAGUUUGAGGAGCAACACGAUUGAGUUUGUAAAUUGA